UUGACCACACUGCGCAUGUGCAGUGUGUUUGUACCGCGUUAAAUGGCCUUAAAAAAUAUUUCUAGACUCUUUGGACUGACUCACCGGGUCGUUUCCUGCCAUACCGCCUCCUCCAGCUGCAGCGGACGGUUUAAGGUCCAACAUGACCGACAGAACCGGCGCUUCACGGUCACUACGGGCAGCAGCGGCAAAGGGGACAGUGAAUGCGCCGUGCUGUACUACAGGUUCACUGGGCAGCAGGAGGUGGACCUGAUGUCCACAUUCGUUCCUGAAACGUUUCGAGGCCAAGGCAUCGCUGCUGCCCUGUCCCAGGCAGCCAUGGACUUCCUGGUUGAGGAGAAGCUGAAGGCUCGAGUUUCCUGCUGGUACAUAAAGAAAUACAUUGCUGAGCAGCCGGAGCAGCAGUAUAAAGACUUCAUCAUCUCCUGACUGCAGCCGAUUAUUCCAACAAUCACUUGAUAAUCUGCACUUCCAGUGAGAUCUGAAUCAACUCUACAGGACCAGGAAUGUGUUGAAGCACAACUUAGAAAACCUCUGCAAUUCUUUUCUAAUUUAUUCAGAUAUUUGUACAAUUUAUUCUUGUUUGUAAGAUUUAAAUGAAUUAAAAAGAUAAAAUCAAA
Molecule: messenger RNA, 620 nt
Organism: Gambusia affinis (western mosquitofish)
Lineage: Eukaryota; Metazoa; Chordata; Actinopteri; Cyprinodontiformes; Poeciliidae
Product: protein NATD1-like
Exons: 3
Coding region: 43-429 (128 amino acids)
Source: RefSeq, a predicted model, not a curated record